This is a messenger RNA of Penicillium odoratum, 183 nucleotides long. RefSeq lists its product as uncharacterized. The coding region runs from base 1 to 183 and encodes 60 amino acids. Lineage: Eukaryota; Fungi; Ascomycota; Eurotiomycetes; Eurotiales; Aspergillaceae. The transcript has a single exon. The record is from RefSeq and is a predicted model, not a curated record.
AUGGCUACGACCACGCCGGUAACUAUUCCGGCUAUUGCCCCGCCCCCUAAGCUUCUGUUGGAUGUCGUAGAUGUCGCUGUCGUUGAAGGAGAAUCGGUGGGAGCGGUCGAGGAUGUGGAAGUGGAGGCGAAAGUGGAUGUAGAACUAGCUACACAGAAAGCAAAAUUAGAGAAUAAUCCGUAG